AUGACUUUUAAUAAAAUAUCUAUGAAAUAUGUAGCUUCCUACAGACACGAAAUGCCUGAACCUCGCCCAAAGUGUGUGAAAAAGACGCUGCACGCUGGCCGAGGGUCACCGCCAGAAUAUCGCACCGGUACGAAAGCAGUUUUUCACUAUGAGACGUUGAAACCGAUAGAUGUGGUGAAACCAGAGGUUGGAAUGCCGGAAAACAGAGAUGAUUAUGAAGUAAUUGACAAUACAAGACGACCAUGGCCAGAUGGAUAUGGCAAGCCUUUGGAGCUGAUAUUUGGCAAAAAAUUCCAACUGCCUGUGUUUGAAAUAUGUUUACGCUCGAUGUUAGUCGAUGAGGUCUCGCAAUUCGAUGUAGAACUGACCGAGCUCUGUACAUAUCCGAUGGUGUCGAAGAAAUUGCGAGAUCUGUCCAAACCACACGAUAAAGGUGGCGACCACUCUCAUGACUCACACAUGUGUGCAGCUGCUCUGACGGCUGGAACCGGCUAUGCUGCUUUGGACGAGUUGAUGCGAGAUCCACGACCGCUGAGGUUCAUAAUUCAUCUGUUAUCCGUGAUUCAACCUGAAGAAUAUGAAGCCGAGAGCUGGCAGUUAGGCACAGAGGAAAAGUUGGAAUCUGUGGAAACAUUACGAUUACAAGGAAACCAGUUGUUCGCUCAGAAGAAUUUCAAUGAAGCGAUAGACAAAUACAGAGAGGCGUUGGGUCGUCUAGAUACUCUGAUCUUGAGAGAAAAGCCAGGAGAACCCGAGUGGGAAGAACUCGAUCAAAAAAAUGUCUCCUUGUAUUCGAACCUCUCGCAGUGUUAUCUAAACGUUGGCAAUAUGUACGAAGCUGCGGAAACAGCAAGCGAGGUACUCUCUAGGGAUCCCGACAACGAGAAAGCGCUUUACAGAAGAGCAAAGGCACGGAUAGGUUGCUGGCAACUGAAUGAAGCCGAGGAGGACUUGAAAAAAUUGGCGGAGUUACCGAACACCAAACACUUAGUACAGGUCGAACUUGCAAUUCUGGCUCAGAAGAGGGCUGAAUUGGCUGCCAGCAAAAAGCAGACCUAUUCCAAGAUGUUCAAGUAG
Molecule: messenger RNA, 1077 nt
Organism: Haemonchus placei
Lineage: Eukaryota; Metazoa; Nematoda; Chromadorea; Rhabditida; Trichostrongylidae
Source: the annotation of a GenBank genome assembly